AAUUACUUUAUUUCAUAGAUAAAAGAGAGAAAAACUAUUAAAAAAUGGCGUCUAAAGGACAAAAGGACAAAAAGGAAACAGAAAAGAAGAAAGAAGUUGAAAAAAAAUCUGAUCUUGGUGCAUUAGAAGAAGAUGAUGACUUUGAAGAAUUUCCAACUGAAGAUUGGAAAGAGGACCAAGAAAACGCAGACGAUUUGCACGUAUGGGAAGACGAUUGGGAUGAUGAUGACGUCGAAGAUGACUUUUCCCAACAACUAAGAGCGGAACUGCAAAAGAACGGACAUGUGAAGAAGUAAGCGAUGGGAAGACGUUGCAGUUGAAGCAUUAAAACAAGAACUGCGUAACCACUGACUCUGUUGUCACUGUGCUGUUGUCAAAUUAUUUAUAUCUCUGCAAGUGUUUUUUAAUUUCUUUUUUUUUGGUUAAGAAUAUCUGUCGUUACUGAAAGCUUA
Molecule: messenger RNA, 452 nt
Organism: Hydractinia symbiolongicarpus
Lineage: Eukaryota; Metazoa; Cnidaria; Hydrozoa; Anthoathecata; Hydractiniidae
Product: 26S proteasome complex subunit SEM1-like
Exons: 3
Coding region: 45-296 (83 amino acids)
Biological process (GO): proteasome assembly; mRNA export from nucleus; double-strand break repair via homologous recombination
Cellular component (GO): proteasome regulatory particle, lid subcomplex; proteasome complex
Source: RefSeq, a predicted model, not a curated record